AUGGCGCGCUCAUCUGAUCCCAGAAGCCCAUUGAGGCAUCAGAGCGUCUUCCACAUGUCGAAACACGCGCGAGCAAAGUAUAUUGAAACGUUUGUUUCGCAACGUUCCUCGCCUCUCCGUGAUCAGCUGACCGAGGGAAUAACCUCGCCAGAAGAAAUCCAGACAGACUGCUGCGAUGGUUGCAAGCUUGGCCUAGUCAGUGGAAACAUGGGGAUUGGAUGCAACUCACGAUUUACAUUUGCUUCCCAUGGGACUCUGCCUAUUUCCACUGUUCUGUUGCUGCUAGAUCCUCAGCAGCCAGCUUAUGGGGGCGGCAGUAGCAGUGCUGUUGACUUCAACACGCUUUAUCCGAGUGUCACCGACCCAGUUGGUUUGGUCCCAGAAUCAGAAGAUCUCUGUGCUAGGUUCCCGGGGAAGUUGUGUGCCCAUGUGUGUGUCCCAACCCCAGGCUCUUACAGAUGCCAGUGCCGAGCUGGCUUCACCCUCUCUGUGGAUGGCAAGACGUGCAUCCAGGAAGCUGUUACUGAUAGAUGUCAGAUCAACAACCCUUGUGCCCACAUUUGCAGAGAUACAGGAAUUUCGAUUGAAUGCUUAUGUAAUCCUGGCUAUGCAUUGGCACGCGAUCAGAGAUCUUGUGAAGAUGUCAACGAGUGCGUCACUGGUCUCAAUGGCUGUGUGGACGGAGAACAGGUUUGUUACAACGAAAUCGGCUCCUACUCCUGCAUCAACGCCGACGGCUCCUUCUCCAGCCCCGGCUCCUUGCAAGGCAUCGGAGGGCAUUCCAUCGGCGGGCUCGCAGGGGACGGCCAGAUAGGGGCGCCGCUGGGACCCUAUGACCUGGGAAGAGUGUCGGAACAGGGCCACUUUCUGCGCUGUUACCUCGGGUUUGUGUGGCCACGGGGUAUCUGCCAGAACACCAUUGGCUCUUACACCUGCACACAGAUCCCCGGGGUUGACUGUCCCCCUGGGUUUGCUUUUGAUUUGAACCUUCAGUCUUGUUUGGAUGUGGAUGAAUGCAUCCUGCAGACAGAUAACUGCAACAGAACAUCGCAUUUUUGUGUGAACACUCGCGGCAGCUUCACUUGCCAGCAGAAAAGCGGCCCCACAGACUGCAUUGCUGGCUAUAAGUACAGUGCUGAGCAGAAGAUAUGUAUAGAUGUGGACGAAUGCGACGAAAAUUUACAUGGCUGUGAGCCGGAAAAGGAACAGUGCCGGAACACCGACGGGGCUUACGAAUGCGACGAGAAAUGUGACGAAGGUUUCCAGUUCAGCCUUGCUCUGAGGACGUGCGUUGAUGUCGACGAAUGUGUUGAGGGUCUGCACACCUGUCAUCCAGAAACAGAAAUCUGCAUUAACGAGAUUGGCAAAUACCGUUGUGAAGCACUUAGUAUCAAUGAAGUUGAUUUUGGUGUUAACCCAUAUGAAGCUCUUCCUCGAGCCACGUUUCAGCCACCAGUUCAGGAGUGCGCUGAAGGCUUUGGUUAUGAUCUUAACACAAAGAGAUGUCUUGAUGUUGAUGAAUGCGGGGCUGGUCUGCACAACUGUACCUUGUCCAUCGAACGCUGUAUCAACACUCUAGGGGGCUUCAUAUGCAGACCAAGAAGAAGGUGUAAUGCUGGAUUUGCACCUGAUCCAGUCACUGGAAGAUGUAAAGACGUGGAUGAAUGCUUGGCUGGCGUGGCCAAGUGCCUUCCUGGCGAGAUCUGCAUCAACACCGAGGGAGCCUUUGAGUGCCGUGUUGAGUGUCAGGAUGGCUUCAGAUAUGAUCCUACAGACCCAGCCGACGUGGAACCCGGUGUGUUAACACUGAAGGCUCUUAUAGAUGCACUCUUUCAACUACCACAACUGCAACAUCAUCACCAGCUGUCACUACAAGCCCGGGACCAACUCCCUGUCCAGAAGGUUUUGGGAGAAAUCCAAACAGUCUACAAUGUGAAGCGUUCACUCGAAAGCUAUAUGGACAGACUGAGAAUGCAGGAAUGUGAUCAGGGGUUUGCCUUGCUGUCACCAACCGAUUUAAUAGUACUCAACAAUCAGAUAAUCUCUUUAGGACUGUGGGCCGCCUUCAAACGUGAAGUGGUUGUUGUAGUGUACAAGUCCAUUGCUGGAUGCUUAAAAAAAGGCAGAUUUUCAUUUCUGAGAUACCAGAGACCACAGAUGUGUUGCAUAGCUUGCCUGGCGAGAGACCGCUUUGCAAUCCCUCCUCUGCGACCCACCGCUUGGGAACUGAUCGGGAUCAUAGUGGUGGUUCUCAGUUUAUUUAGCGGGGGUGCAAAGGCCUUCUGUUUCGAGACUGGAUUUGAAUGGACCAGGAUCUGGACUUACAUGGUGGUCAUGGAGAACCUGCCAGUCUAUUUGUGUUCAAGACUGCCGAAGCUCGAGAUAUCCUGGACAUAUUCAAGAACACUGCAGUUUGCUGCUAUGGUUUCACAUGAAGUGUGUAUUUUACAUAUUUCUGUGCAAAUCUGUUUCAUAGAGAAGAUGAAGGCCCAAUGGGACAAGAACUACUGGAAUAAGUGUGGAUGUUCUGCCUCCUGGACUCCUGUGUGCAGUGGACAACCAAAGGGCCGUAAAGAGGACGAGGGGCUGCCAGUGAGCCACUUUGGAGAAGUACUGUUCCUUGAUUCUCCGAUUGCACUCUUCAGCUUCUGUGAUCAAAUAGUUAUAUUAAUUUCAACAACUUUGCCAAAAUACCUAUGGCUCAUAUAUUUGCAUUUGGCCCCAUGUGAUGAAGGUUACCGGAGGGAUCCAAAUACCAACGUUUGCCGUGAUAUUAAUGAGUGUGAUGAAGGAAGUGACACAUGCCAAGUUGGUGUUGAGGAAUGUGUCAACACACAGGGAGGCCACACAUGUCGGGCAAAACCAUGUCCAGUUGGAAGAAAAAGGGAUCCUUCAAACCCUAGACGUUGCACUGAUAUCAAUGAGUGCGAAACAACACCCUGUGGGCCAGAGGAGCAAUGCAUUAAUACAUUUGGGUCUUAUCAGUGCCGACGCCUAGCUCCUUGUCGUCCAGGCUUCAGAAGAAAUAGUGAAAGCAGGCAAUGUGAAGACAUUGAUGAAUGUGAAGAAAAUGAUCUCUGUGAGGAAAAUGAACGGUGUGUGAACACGAGAGGAAGCUACAGAUGUCGUACUCUUGAAUGCAGUACAGGAUAUCAGCGUGACAUAUUUGGACGCUGCAGAGAUAUUAAUGAAUGUGAGACUGGGGAACAUAAUUGUCAUGCUUCCAAAGAGGAAUGCAUCAACACACAAGGGAGCUUUAGAUGCAAGAUUUUGCCAAAUUGCACACAAGGGUUUAUAAGGGAUCCAGACACCCAGAAAUGCGUUGAUGUUGACGAGUGUAAGGAGGGGACACAUGAUUGCCGUGGUGGCGAGAGAUGCUACAACCAAUACGGCCAUUAUACCUGCAGUGGCUCCCCAGCUGAUUGCACAAAAGGGUUCAGGUACUCGUCUUCAGAUAGACGGUGUCAUGAUAUUGACGAGUGUACUGAAAAUAUUGACUCCUGUGAAUGGUCCACACAAACAUGUGUCAACACUGUGAGCAGUUAUAGGUGCAUUGAUCAACAACCAACAUGUGACUUUGGCUAUAGGUAUGACCAUGAACAGAGGGCAUGCAUAGAUAUAGAUGAAUGCGGUGAGAAAAAAGAUGAUUGUGAGGAUGGUCAAUACUGUGUUAACACUUUGGGAUCCUAUCAGUGUCACACCCAUGGGACUGCUAGCCAGACAUGCCAUCCUGGAUUUACUUUCAAUAGGACAGCGAGAGUGUGCAUGGAUAUUGAUGAAUGCUCGGAGGGAAUUCAUGAUUGCUCAGCAUCAGAGGAAUGUGUCAACCGGAGAGGGGAUUAUGCUUGUCGCCCAAAAGAGGAGGUGUCCAAUUCUGUAACCACAGUUCCAAGCAGGGAAAAGGAGGGUUCUGACACUAAUGAAUUGGAUCAAACACAGGAGUCUGGAGGCAGUGGCAAUAGUAAAAGACUUCGCUGCCAAAAUGGUUUUCGUUACAAUAGAAGACGAAGGGUUUGUGUAGAUAUUGAUGAAUGUAAUGACAACCCAUGCAGUAGAGAAUUUGAGGUCUGUGAAAAUACCCAGGGCUCAUACAAAUGUUCAUGCCGGGAAGGUUUCCAAAGAAGUUCAUCUACUGGCGAAUGCAUAGAUCUAAAUGAAUGCCAGCUUGGUUUACACAACUGUGAAACAACACAAAGAUGUGACAACACUAUUGGCUCUUAUGCUUGUAUACGCAUUGCUGGAUGUGGUACAGGAUACACUUUGAAUCACAAUACAGGAGAGUGUGAUGAUGAUGAUGAGUGUGAGCUAAAUACUCAUGACUGUGAUCAGCUGGGGCCAAAGUAUGAGUGUUUCAACAUAAAGGGCUCAUUCCGUUGUGUAAAGAAGAUAUGCCCAAAUUUACAAGUCCUCAGCUUUAAUGGAACAUGUGUAGAUCUGGCAUGCAAUCCUGGCUUUCAGCCUGUUCAACAUGGGUGUAUUGAUAUUAAUGAGUGUGAGGAAAGAAUAUCUCCUUGCCGACGUAAUGAAAGGUGCCUCAACACCCAUGGGUCGUACCGCUGCCGCCCCCUUUUGAACUGCGGGGUUGGAAUAAUUAAUGAGAUUGGAAAUCAGUGUGUUGAUAUAGAUGAAUGUGCUGAUGGUAGUCAUCAGUGUACAGGAAAUCAACUGUGUUCCAAUCGCCAAGGCAGCUACAUAUGUCAGUGUCCUCCUGGUUAUAGACUCAAUAGUUUGCGACAGUGUCAAGAUGUAAAUGAAUGUGAAUCUUACUUCGGGAAUAUAUGUUCAAAUACAGCCGUGUGUGAAAAUACAGAAGGUUCUUACCGCUGUAACUGCAAGAAAGGCUUCAAACACAAAGCAGAUGGGCUUGCUUGUGAAGAUGUGGAUGAAUGCACUGAAGUGGACGGAAUCUGUCAUCACAAUUGUAUCAAUGUUUGGGGGUCAUAUCAGUGUACAUGUCAACCAGGAUUUACCAUUGCAAGGGAUAACAGGACAUGUACAGACAUAGAUGAGUGUUCAGAAUACCGUGGUCGAGGACGGCUUUGUAUUGGUAUCUGUGUAAAUACCCCAGGGACAUUCAAGUGCUCUUGUCCUGAUGGUUAUCAGUUAGCAUCAGAUGGUCACACUUGCAAAGACAUUGAUGAAUGUGAAACUGAAUCACCUUGUCGAGGGGAAAAUGAAGUAUGUGUCAAUACACGUGGAGGCUACAAGUGCAAUGCUAUUGAGUGCCCUGACUCAUACACUCGAGACACGGAACAUAAGAACCGAUGCAAGAAGGCCCCAGUGUUUUGCCGAGAUGAUGACGAGACAUGUCGCCGGCAGCCACUGAGCUACUCCUAUAACUUCUUGCCAUUAGUGAGCAAUUUGACUCUUCCACCAACGGGACAAGUAGAUCUCUUCACCAUGAGAGGUCCUCUUUGGUCAUAUACCACAGUGCAGUUUGACUUGGAGUUGGAAUCUGCCCGCGCACCUCUGGGUGUUGAAGCUGCCAAGAGGGAAUUCUUCCAUUUAAAACGAACCUCCUAUAAUCAAGCAGUUAUCUCUCUUGUAAGGCCAAUAACUGGCCCACAGGAAGUGCAAUUAGCUCUAAAUAUGCAGCUGUAUCAUCAAGGGGCUUUUGGAGGAUCUGCUAUUGCAAAACUUCUUAUUUAUGUGUCUGAAUAUGAUUUCUAAUAUGUAAAGUAUAUUUAAAUAUGAAAUCUAAAAUCUUAAACAAUAUCUUUUUAGUUGGUGUUGUAAUACAAAAUAAAUAAUUAAAAAGAUACAAAAAAUA
This is a messenger RNA of Penaeus vannamei (Pacific white shrimp), 5770 nucleotides long. Lineage: Eukaryota; Metazoa; Arthropoda; Malacostraca; Decapoda; Penaeidae. The record is from RefSeq and is a predicted model, not a curated record.